CUGACUGCAGUGUGUCUGGGGCUGCUGUGUGUUCUCCUGCUGGCUGUCAUCAUAGUGCUGUGUGUCUGUUUCCAGAAUUUGACAAGAGAGAGAGACCAGUUAGAAACCAGUUACAACAAAAUGAUUGAAGAGAGAGACCAGUUAGAAACCAAUUAUAAGAAUGUGAGUAAAGACAUUCUGCAGAGAUGGUUUUACUUCAGUUCCAGUCUGUACUACAUCUCUACUGAAACAAAGAACUGGAGUGAAAGCAGACAGGACUGUAUAAAGAGAGGGGCUGAUUUGGUGAUAAUAAACAACAAAGAGGAACAGGAGUUUGUUAAUAGACUGUGGAAGAUGAGUCAGUCAGGCCUUUGGAUUGGUCUGACUGACAUAAACACAGAGGGGGUGUGGAAAUGGGUGGAUGGUACAGCACUGAACACUGGGUACUGGGGUAAAGGGGAGCCUAAUAAUAGUGGAAAUGAGGACUGUGUUGUCCUUGACAGACCUGACACUUGGAUUGAUGUACCCAGCUGUGGCGCGAAAGGCUGUCAGUCCAUCUGGCCUGGUGUUAGGUCCCGCCUCUCCAUGCCAGCCUGGCCAACCAGCAACGGAGUGCCCCUUUUCGGCUUGGCCAACCGGACGCGGAGCGCCAACAUUUAA
Molecule: messenger RNA, 639 nt
Organism: Chanos chanos (milkfish)
Lineage: Eukaryota; Metazoa; Chordata; Actinopteri; Gonorynchiformes; Chanidae
Product: CD209 antigen-like protein A
Exons: 6
Source: RefSeq, a predicted model, not a curated record